This is a messenger RNA of Trematomus bernacchii (emerald rockcod), 3837 nucleotides long. Its product is annotated as tripartite motif-containing protein 16-like. The transcript has 7 exons. The record is from RefSeq and is a predicted model, not a curated record. Gene Ontology annotation, molecular function: zinc ion binding; protein binding. NCBI's taxonomy places the organism in Eukaryota, Metazoa, Chordata, Actinopteri, Perciformes, Nototheniidae. The coding region runs from base 2 to 1414 and encodes 470 amino acids.
AAUGAAACCAGAGUUAAGUUUCACAUUAGAGCCUAGCAUCCUCCCUGUGAAGAUGUACAAAGGGAAGAACCCCUCAGGAUCGGCCUCGAAUAAGAGACCGUGCCCCUUCAGAGACACAGGACCCUCUGCGGGCAGCACCCUGUGUGAGAAGCACCGCAGCCCGCUGGAGAACUACUGCUGCACCGACCGGCGGCUCAUCUGCGCCCUGUGCGCGGUGUCCGAGCACCGCGGGCACUCCAUUGGUACAGUGGGGGAGGAGAGGAGGCGCAAACAGAGGGAGCUGAACAGCAUGCAAACAAAAUCCAAGCAGAUUAUUCAGAAAGAAGAAAAUAAACUGAAGCACAUGGGGAAGACUCUGGAACAGAUUCAGGAGGAGGGGAGAGAAACACAGGACUACUGUGAAAGUGUCUUGGUAGGCGUCAUUGACUGCCUCCAGAGACAUUACAUGUUGGUGAGGGAGCGGAUCAGAGGUCAGGAGGCUCAGGCUCAGAGCUCCUUCCAGACGCUGGAGGAACUGAAGGAGAGAGACGUUGAGCUCCAUCGACUCGCUGAGACUGACAACGAUGUCCAUUUCUUGCAGAAAUGGCCCUCCCUGCGGUGUCCUGACACGGAUCUUCUUCAUCCUCUUCAGGAGGUUUCAGAGGAUCCACUUCUCUCCUUCGAGUUUACAAAGAGAGCCGUGGAACAGCUCGGGGAGCAGCUGCAGGAUAUCUGUGACAAAACAUUUGCCUCAAUCCUUCAUACUGCUGGUGGUGAAGAGCAGCAGCAAUCAGGAGGUGUCUCUGGAGUUACCAACACUGAGCAGAACAUGGAGGAGCCCACAACCAGAGCUGACUUCCUGCAGUAUGCUUGUAGACUCAGCCUGGAUCGCACCACAGCUCAUGAGGACCUGACCCUCUCUGCAGGAGACACCGAGGUGAGGCUGAACUCUCCGAAGAUGAACGACCUUGGUCUUCGUUCCCCGGACAGGUUCUUCCACCGCAUGCAGGUGCUGUGCAAGGAGGGGCUGCAUGCCGAGCGCUGCUACUAUGAGGUCGAGGUGGAAGGAGACAAGGCUGAGAUCGCUCUCGCCUACAGGGGGAUGAACAGAAAGACUCGAACCCGUCUGUCAGCUUUUGGGGCAAAUGCAUUUUCCUGGAGUCUUGAUCGCUCCUCUAACUACUCGGUGAGCCACAGAGCUGACAGCGUUCAGCUCACAUCAUCACCGUGUCACAGCCGGAUCGGCGUUUAUCUGAAGUUUAAAGAGGGAACUCUUGCUUUCUACGAGGUGUCAGGGUCGGACAGUAUGAAGUUUCUUUACAAGCUGGAGGCUAAGUUCACAGAGCCUCUGUAUCCGGGCUUCUGGCUCGAAAAGGGAUGUUGCAUCAGGAUCUGUGAUCUACCUGAGAGGGACUGUAGAAACAGGUUGAGAUAGUUAGCUGCAGCACUCACAGCUCUCCGUAAUGGCCACAGUAUAUUAGCAUCUUACCUGUAGUAUCCAAGGUGGCUGAGAAGUGGGUGUCAGAACAGCUUGUCUCCUUCUUAAACAACAGAACUUAAGCGCUUUGAGCACCAGGAAAAGCGCUUUAUAAAUGUAAUGUAUUAUUAUUAUUAUUAUUAUUAUUAUUAACAGUCCAUUUCAACUUCAUCCCAUGCAGUUUGGCUUCAGGGCAAAUUAUUCAACCGAAACAGCCAACUGCUUUUUUAUAGAAAAGGUAAAAGCAAUGGUUGACAAAGGAGGUGUUGUUGGUGCAGUAUUUCUGGAUCUACGCAAAGCUUUUGAUACAGUCAAUCAUAAGGUCCUUCUGUCCAAACUGUCGGCUUUUAACUGCUCUCCAUUAACACUCAGUUGGAUUGAAUCAUACCUCACUGGUAGGCGUCAGCAUGUUACCGUCAAUAAUCGACUCUCCCCAGCUCUAGACUUAAGCACCGGAGUACCACAAGGUUCAAUACUUGGUCCACUUCUUUUUACCCUAUAUAUUAAUGACCUGCCAUCUGUCUGUCCUGAUGUGGAAACACAGCUAUAUGCCGAUGACACUGUGAUAUAUGUGCAUGCCAAUACAAAGCAAAAGGCUGCUGAUAAACUGACCUCAGCUUUAGUGCUGAUCACUAGCUGGCUACACCGCUCCUGUCUUCAGCUUAAUGUAAACAAAACAGUAGGAAUGUUUUUCACAAAAAGAAAAUGCAACAUUGUGGCAAAUAUAAGAACAUAUUAAUAUUGUGCCUCAGGUUAAGUACCGUGGAAUUAUUAUUGACUCUAAUUUAACAUUCAAAACACAAGUCAAAAAAGUGACCCAAAGAGCAAAGUUUAGCCUAGCAAAUUUUAAAUACAUAAGAAACACAAUGACAUUGAAUUCUGCCAAAUUAUACAUGAAUGCCAUGAUCAUGUCACAUCUAACAUACUGUCUCACAAGCUGGGGGCAAACUAACAGCUCCACACUUAAGCCACUAGCAACCCUGUACAAACAAACCCUCAAAGUACUGGACCAGAAACCUAACAGCUCCCAUCACUGUACCAUCCUCAAAAAGCAUAACAUCCUGAGUUCGGAAGAUUUAAUAAAGUAUAGGAACAUCGUUCUGGUGUACAAAAUCCUGCACAAUACAGCCCCUCCACCUCUUAACUCAUUGGUUACUCAACGUAACAACACCAGACUGACCACUAGAAGCUCCACACGUGGCGACCUAUCAGUCCCAUUCAGGAAGAGUACUUUUGGUCAGUCAUCAUUCUCGGUCACAGCAAUACAAAACUGGAACUCUACCCACUCAAAUCAAAGACAUACAUACACAUACCACCUUCACAGCUCACUUAAAAACAUGGUUCACUGAGAACUACACUUGCACACACUAGCCUGUGUUGAGUAUGGCGUGUGUGUUACAUGUUGUGUUACAUGUUGUGAUCAUGGAUGUUGCCCCUCGUUUCUGUUAUGUGAUUGUGAUGUGCAAUAUGUGACAUGUACUGUAUGUAGUAACGUGUGUUGUUUAUUGUUCUCUUUUAUCCUCUUUUAUCCUUUUGCAUGUAUCUACUUGUCUUUCAUCCUUUUUAUUUUAUAUUAUAUUUUUUAUAACUAAUGCUGUUGAUAUAUUGUGAUUUUAAGGGUGUCUAUUACCAUCUGGCCGGGGACAACAGCUGGAAAUUAGCCAUGUCAGCUAAAGCUGCUCCAUUUACUGUUUUUGUGACAGUUCAUCGAUGUGGACUGUCCACGACACUAUAAAUAAAUAAACUAAACUAAACUAUACUUAAAGAUGGCCGCCACUCUGACAAUCCUGCUAUGUUUUUUAAAUGGGAAUAUCUCUUUUACUUCUGUCUUCUUUUACAAUAUAAAGUAGCCUAAAAAUAGUCUUAAUUAAACAGUAUAUCCAUUUACGCCCACUGUACAGGCUGUUGGGUUGACACAAUUACAUAUUUGUGUUCACUGGACCGAACAGGACUUUGGUGCAAAGAGGAACCAACAUUACCAUCCUCAUCAAAGUCUUAUUGUGCUUUUUAUGCCUCUGCUUGUCCUUACCCUUCUCCCAUACAUGAAAUCACGAGAACAUCAUGAGGGCAUUUCUUCAUAUUUGGCUCAAACUUUGUGCCAAAAUUAAAUUAUGAUUUAUUUGAUAUUAUUUUCAUGUAAUAGUCUGCCUAUUGUCUUUUAUAUUACCAUAAUUAUUUUGUAUCAACACCAGUAAAACCAUAACACAAAAGCUUCGUGUGCAGCUGUUUUUAUUCUGAAAACUGUCAGUAGCUAUAUAGAAUGAAAUGGGUUACUUAUUAAUAUCUGUCUGUAUUUAGUUCUGUAUAUUUUUCAAUAAGAAACUGAAGAUAAACAUUCCCAAUGAAAAUGUAACUUUCACCAUGACAAUUUUGACUUCAAA